Guillardia theta CCMP2712 is the source of this 564-nucleotide messenger RNA. RefSeq lists its product as hypothetical. Bases 1 to 564 code for a protein of 187 amino acids. The transcript is spliced from 2 exons. Lineage: Eukaryota; Cryptophyceae; Pyrenomonadales; Geminigeraceae. The record is from RefSeq and is a predicted model, not a curated record.
AUGAAGAAGGAGAACGACGAGCAAUUGAAGAAGCUCUCGCCCGCGCGCGCAAAUCGCAGGUCGCAUAUGGAAACCGAGAUCGUGAAGCCUUAUCCCAGGCCUACAGGAAUGCAAGAGCAGAGCGAUGACAAGAAGAUUGAGCGGCUCCUUGCCGACCUCCAGCGCUUGAAGAGGAAGCACGAUGCGCAGAUGCAGGCUUCAGCGGCAAAGCCCAUCGCAACCCCGUUUGUGAGCCGCUCCACGCGCCUCUCGACCGAUGCCUACCGCAGCAUGCUCCUCUUCUACAAGGCACAGCCGGACGACCCGCUGUUGAACCGCCUCGUAUCCUGGUUCGACCCUCCCUACGUCCACGUCGAGAUCCGCUUCGAGGACGGGAUGGCGAGCUCGAUCUUCGCGGGAGAGACGGUCUUCUUCCGGCAGCGCACGUUUGCCAACAAGCACCGCCUGUGUGUGGCACUGAGCCGUGCAAGGGAGAGGCUGGUCAUCAUCGGCAACGGAAACACGCUGCGCACCAUCCCGGCGCUGCAAUACGUGCAAUCGAUCGCGCUCGCAAGGUGUGUGUGA